UGGUGUGGUACGACUUCCUUCCAAGUGAAUUUCGCUGGAGCUUAAGAAUUCUCUUGCCUCUCCUCGUUCGUAAUUUUGUGCUUUCCUUGCUGUCUCCGUUGACUGAGCGUUAACAAAAAAAAACUGGAAGUAAUUUGCAAUUUUAAGCAAGUUUAACAACAGCGAAGUGCAUUUACUCAAUAAAAUGGGACAAAUCAAGAAAGCUUCAUCCGCUUUGAGCAAAUUGUUCGUUUAUGGCGCCUUGAAAUAUGGUCAGCCAGGCAACUCGAUCUUGGCCAGUAGCAGCAAUGGUUAUGCCAAUUUGUGGUGCCGGGCAACAACGACAGAGAAGCUGCCGCUGGUUAUUGCCACGCGUUAUAACAUUCCAUUUCUGCUGAACAAACCCGGCAUUGGAUAUUAUGUAACCGGUGAGAUCUAUGAGGUGGACGAUCGCAUGCUCAACUCGCUGGAUAAUCUUGAGGAUUGCCAGGACGUCUGUUCGCGAGAGAAGCUGGACAUGAACAUCGGCGUCGGCGAGGGCACCGUUCCCUGCUGGGUCUACUUGCUGCAGAAGUAUCCCGAGAAGCUGCUGUCCCUGCCAUACUUGUCCAGCUAUGAGAACAGCUCCACACAUCCCUAUAUAAUGCGCCAUCGUCGUACUCACAAGCAUCCCGCCCAGGAUGAUCUCAGCUAUGAAGCCCAAAACUAAAGUGUUUUCAAAAGGGCGUGGCCAAUUAAUACUUUUACCGGUAGUUGCAUUUGUAGCAAGUAUAUUCACAUAUACAUAUACAUACUUAUAAUAUGUAUAGAUAUGUGAC
Molecule: messenger RNA, 797 nt
Organism: Drosophila innubila
Lineage: Eukaryota; Metazoa; Arthropoda; Insecta; Diptera; Drosophilidae
Gene: Tina-1
Product: troponin C-akin-1 protein
Exons: 4
Coding region: 185-688 (167 amino acids)
Molecular function (GO): gamma-glutamylaminecyclotransferase activity
Source: RefSeq, a predicted model, not a curated record